Messenger RNA from Blastocystis hominis, 708 nucleotides. RefSeq lists its product as hypothetical. The record is from RefSeq and is a predicted model, not a curated record. Gene Ontology annotation, cellular component: COPII-coated ER to Golgi transport vesicle; endoplasmic reticulum. Bases 1 to 708 code for a protein of 235 amino acids. NCBI's taxonomy places the organism in Eukaryota, Bigyra, Opalinata, Blastocystidae. The transcript is spliced from 4 exons.
AUGAUUCAGGUGGGAUAUCGUGAUGCUCUCGGAAAUGACCGAGCAGACAUCGAAAACGAAAUUUUGAAAACAAACUUGGAUGUAAAUGGCAAUCCUAUUGGAAAAACGGACAAAUCCCAAGUAACGGUCACCGUUCCAACGAAAGAAGAAGUAUUAGAGAACACAAAGCACGAUGACGAUGAAAUCGUAGUCAUAGAUGACAAGAAGGAGUGCGGCGACUGUUUCGGAGCCAAAGAAAAGUCGGAGUGCUGCAAUACAUGUGAAGAGCUCAUCGCAGCCUACCGCAAGAAGAACUGGGAUGUGGAUAGAAUAAAGGCACAGGCGCCCCAAUGCGCAGGUUUUAACUACUUGCAGAAGUGGAAAAAUGGCGUGGAACGAGGUUGCCGUUUGGAGGGAAAACUUUCCAUUACGAAAGUACAAGGUCAUGUUUUUAUUAUCCCUGGCCGGAUAAACGAUUUAUUAAGCAACUCGGAGAUUCGGCAGAUUGCCAAUUCGCUGAAUGUCACGCACACAAUCCAUCAUUUUUCUCUUGGCGAAGCAAUUCCAGAGCAGAAAAAUCCCUUCGUGGACCACCGUGGCGUGAUGGCGGUGGACCAUGCUUCCAUGUACCAGUAUUUUGUGAACGCAAUCCCAACCACUUACAUUAACAAAUCAGGGAAGGAGUUAAAGAGCUAUCAGUCGAUGUUUUUCUGUUUUGAUGAAUUGUAG